UCCGUUCGGAAUCGGCAUCCUCUGCUCCCCACAUGACUUGCGUCUCUCGCGGCGCGCCAGGAUUUCCAACAACUUCGCACCCAUACGCUAUUUAUUCCCCCUUGCCGUCGCCGGCCGGCCGGGCCAUCCACCAACGCCCGCCGGAGAAGAGGCAGAAGGUCUGCCGCAAUCUCGGGUAGCCAGCCGUGCAUAGCUAAGGCCUCAGGAGUAAUCGACCGUACGCUGCUAAAGGAGGGGCAAAGCAAAAAUGUGUGUCCAGAGGGGUGGAAACCCCCCAGGCAUCUUAGAUGGGCUCUAUGGCGUGCAGAUUGUUCGUCGGCCGCCACAGGCACCGAGCAAAGGCGAAGCUGCCCAGACCAGCUUCACCGAUUCGCCAACUUGUGAACACCAAAAUGGCGGUGGAACAGUCACACAACAACAUCAAAGACUGCUGAUACGACGACUGUGGCAGCAAAGGCCCUCAUGCUUGAAGCCCAUCCACUGUAGCAUCACAUGUGACAAGCAUGCCGGUGAAACUUUUGCAAAUGUUGUCACCUCUCUGCCCUUCAUCGUCCUUGGACUGCAGACACCGAGGAAGAACUUGAACGCUGCCAUCUACGCCAACUCGCUGGUUGGAGUAGGAAUAGCUUCCGGCCUGUAUCAUUCCUCCCGAGGAGAGAUCAGAAAAAUCCUGAGAUGGGCCGACUAUACUAUGAUUGCCACCACUACGCUGUGUUUAUCCAGGGCAGUUAGGAAUGAGAACCCAGGACUACUGAUGGCAGCAUCAACAUUGCUGCUGCCGUUUCAGCCUUUCAUGGUUUCAGCUGUCCACACCGGAAUGAUGGAGGUUUCCUUCGCAAAGAGAGCAUCAGUUGAACCAGAGCUCAGAACCGUACAUAACCUGCACAAGAUGUCAUCUCUUUUGGGAGGUGCGCUGUUUAUUGCCGACGAUUACUUCCCAGAGACCCCCUAUAUCCAUGCUGCAUGGCAUCUUGCUGCUGCUAUUGGCAUUGGCACAUGCAAUAAGCUUCUCGGGUGACACUGGAACCAACCCUGCUGCUAUCAACGAAUAGCUGAUUUCAAUUUAUCCAGAAGGAGUUAGAUUCAGCAACUAUCAACUUGCCGAUAUAAAAAACGGUGUACAGAAUAGGUUACAUAGAAGAGAGAACAGGAGCAUUGUUCAAAUUGAUACCAGAAGAAUGCUUUCGUAUCUCUCAGAAAGAUUUAGCAAGGAAAAUGAGACGAACUAGGUCA
Triticum aestivum (bread wheat) is the source of this 1233-nucleotide messenger RNA. RefSeq lists its product as uncharacterized. Lineage: Eukaryota; Viridiplantae; Streptophyta; Magnoliopsida; Poales; Poaceae. The record is from RefSeq and is a predicted model, not a curated record. Bases 248 to 1018 code for a protein of 256 amino acids. The transcript is spliced from 7 exons.